GUUCUCCUCUCAGAGCUGAGGGUUUGGCGUCUUCAGCAUCUCGGACGCUGCUGGCGGGUGGUCACACUCCCAACCAACUUCGCUUUGUCGCUCUCCGUCCACCCAUUUGAAGCCAUGCUGCAGUUCAGGAGAACUUUCCAGGACGAGAAAGUCCAACUUCAGGAGCUCAAUCAGCGUCUCGCCCAGUACCUGUCUCGAGUCAAGCAGCUAGAGCGCGAAAAUGCGCAGCUGGUAACACAGAUCAGCGCCCUCAGGAGCGAGCAGACGACCCCCUGGGAGCGCCAGUACCUGGCCGAGCUGAGGGAGCUGCGCGAAACCAUCAACUGCCUGGCAUUCGACCGGUCCCGAGCCCAGUUGGAGCGAGACGGGCUGCAGCGGGAGCUGCGCCUGUUGCAGGAGCUUCUCAGCCAGGAGUCGGGGCACUGCCGAGACAUCGACUGGGAACUGAGGGGAUGCGAGAAGCUCAUGCAACAAGCCCACCAGAAGAACGUCGCUCUGGAGGAACAGCUCCUCCGCCUGGAAGACGAGCGCCAGUGUCUGGAGGAGUCCGGCCGACGCGAAGUGCAGCAGCUCCGCGAGGAGGUCCACAGCCAGUUGCUGCCCUUUGCCCCUCAGGGCUCUGUGGGAGCCCCGAGCCUGACAAUGGAGGACGUGGAGGAGUACGCGCUCAGCCUAUCCCAGUGUUGCAUGGAGAACUUCGAGGUGUACAGGCAGCGGAUUGAGGAGCUCGAAGCCUCCAUCAAGCUAGACCAGCAGAGGCAGGAGACGCUCCGGCAGGAGAAGGAGAAGUACGGCAAGGAGCUGGAGCUGUUGAGCCGAGACAUGGACGAGCAGAGGCGCCUGCAGCUCAGGCUGCACGAUCAAAUGGAUGGCAUGCAGGAUCAGUGUGAAGAGGAACUGCUCCAAUAUCAGGAGCUUAUCAGACAACUGGAGGAGGAGCGCAGAGCACUGGCUUUGGCGAUCGCUGAGAAACUGAAGGACCAUCAAGAGCUCAUGCAAGUCAAAAUGGGUCUAAGCAUGGAGGUGGCCGCCUACAGGGCAUUACUGGAAGGAGAGAAGCAAGAAUCACAUUAUUGGAUUGACCAGUAUGAGAGGGAAAUACCCAGAAAAGCAGGAAAUGGAAUAUCAAUCCAAACCUUUACAGCAAAACGAUCACCCCUUCGAAAGGAAGAUGGGGCUAAAAGUUUUCCUGUGAGCCUGUACCCAAAUAGGAGGUAUGCGGCACACACAUCAAGCAUGAAAGUUACUUCAAAACCAAGCCAGCCUACAGCUUACAGGGUAAGCACAAUCCUUCCUGCUGGAGUAACUCAUCGGGGAGAGGUGUCCACAUUAGGUUGGACCACACAGGUCUCUUCAUCUUCAGCAAAGUUCAUUCCACGUCCAGCUGAACGCAAGUACACGGAAAUCCAACAGAAAGUGACAAGCAGAGGUCCGGCUAUUGCCAUUCAGAAUUCAGGCAAUGAAAGCAGAAUUUCUCCAUCAGCACCUGUAGACCAAAAGCCUACUGUACAAAAAAUCAACAUACAAAAAGAGGAAAUAAAAUCUUCAAUCAAGGUAGAUCCUGACUUGAAACUACCUGAAAAAGCCAAUGAUAAACAGGCCAAGAAAACCAAUGGAAAGGUUAAGGAGGUGAUUAUCGUUAAGACUGAAACACAAGAGGAGAGCGUGGAGCCUAGAGGGUAUCAUAUUAACCUUGAACAAUCCCCAGACAGUAGAGAGGUGACAAUAACCCUGCAGGCACCCCAGAGCCAGAAUUCCAUUAGUGCUGAGAAAGAACAUUUCACAUCAAGCCAUUCCACAGCUUCAUCUGUUUCUCGAUCUUUCCCAGACACACAGAUAGGAAAUAAAGUGAUUGAUGAACCACGUCUCAAAGCAGAUGAAGAAGAGAUGAAUAGGUCACCAAUUGACAAGAAAAUUCUGAAUUCAAUCAAUGUCGAAGACAUUCUGGAGAAGGUUGUGAGACCUGCUGGUCUGGAGACAACCUUAAGCUCUUCACCAGACUCAAAGAUCACAUACCAUUUAGAGAAAACAAAGGAGGAGGAUGGAAGCACUAAGACUGAAAUCAUUCUGCAGUCUACUGUUCAAGAAGAGCUUGACGUUUCUGACGAUUCUCUUCUGGAAGAGCUUCUGAGAAAAGAUGUGAAAAGAGCAGGUUUGCAGGAUAUUAAGGGAACCCCAGCUGAAAGCAUGAUUGAAAACAUACUGGGCCUUGGAUUAAAGGGAAGGGAAAACGCAAGUGUAAACGUCGAGAUCAUUGAGGAGCCACUGGAGGCACCGAGUGGCGAAGAAAAUGAAGAAAGUCAGUCUUCAAUGUUUUUCCAUAUUGAAGAACUAGAUAAUGCUCCUUUGGGCACUGAAGAUGUAGAAGUUGGUGCAGAAACUCUAAGCAGCUCAUCUACACCUGCUGGAGAAUUUAGAAACACAAUCCAGUUUCAGGUGGGUGCCACAGACCACACUCAAGUCCAGGAAACAGAGUAUUUUGUGUCAACACCAGAUGAUGCCACUUCUGAGCAUGAGGGAGUAGACGUACCAGUAUACAAGGAAUAUCUAACAGGACGUGAAUGGUCUGAAGAGGGUCAUUACUGGCAAGAGGAGCCUGGACCCGUAGAGCAACCCAGCUUCACAGAUUCAGGUGCAAUAAGCUUUAACACAGAAUCAAAUAUUACAGCAGACAGUGCAGAAUUCAGAACAUCAUGGGGGGAACAAAGCUAUCCCGAAGAAUGCUCUGCAGAGUAUGUCAUUGAGGAGGAGAUUCAUGUCCCUCAUAAUGUUCAGAGGUCAGUAUUGGAGCUGCUUAGAGAAGGAGGUCAGGAUCCCCGGCAACAGAUAACUAGUACUUUAGAACAGUUGAAAGAAUCAGUGCCAGACAAUCUAAGAGAAGAGCUUUCAUUUUUAUCGGAUGUCAGAGAGAGAUCAGAUCAGUUAGAGGUUGAUGUGAGGAAAGUCCAGCAGUCUUCUGACAGCGGUGUAGUGACUAUUGUUGCUGAAAUCAAUGUCUCUCAAAGUCUUGAUGACUCUGGCCUAGCCAAUGAUGAAAAACAAGCAGAUUCAGACUUGGAAUAUGAGAAAGAAUUACACACUAGGGUAGGUGAAGCUUUCUCCCAUGAAGAAGAAGAAGAAGAAGAAGAUGAACCAAGAAUGCAUGAAGCCACUUGGGCAAGAAGUUUACAGGCUCCAGGAAGUACCAGUGUAGAGCAGCCAACAACAGACAUUAACAAAUCUGUGCGACUUAUUAAACUGGGUCCCUCUGAAAAAUCAUUUACAUUUCAAAUGGAUGUCUCUCAAGUCACUUCGAUGGCUAGCGGUGAGGGGAACAAGAAGGAAGCUGCCUUCUUUACACAAAGAGAAUUCAGCAAUGGAGCCAAUGGAAGAGCCGUUAGAGAAGAUGUAUAUCAGUAUGUGCAAAGCGACAGAGGAAGUGAGAGUCAAGGCCACCAAGGCGAGGAAGAGGAGACAUGGGAUGAUGACAAUGAAGAGAUGGGCGAACAGGAUGCGUUUUCCAAUGUGGUACAGCAGCAAAAAUUUGUGGAUCCACGGUCAGUGAUCAGUAAGGAGCAUAGAAUUGCUGCACUGUACUUGGAUGAAAGCGAUGACUAGAGGCAAAAGGAAAAAGAAGCUCAGCAGCCAUAAGCUGUGGGCUGAAAUUUGCACCUUUGUUUAGGAUUACCAAAGAUUCACAAAGCUGAAGGUAGGAAGUCAAACUGGACUUUCAGAAGCGGAUUUAGCUUUGAAGAUGGACAUUUUUUUAUUACAUAGGUAUCUGCUGUUGAUUUUGUUUUUCUCUGAAGAUCAUGGGUUGUAAAAUGCCAAACUAAAUGAGCUUGCAGUGCAUUGUGAACUUUUAUUCCAACACGAGUAUCUGUUUGGUUAUAGGUUUACCAAAUAUUUUCUUAAAACCAUAACGCUUUAGGCGAACGUCCAACCAAAUGUAGUUUCUAUCCACACGAUGAUAUAUACUCUUGUAAGUCAACACUGCACAACAUUACUCCUUCAUUCCUAGAGGACCGUAAAUGAUUUAAUUAUGUGUAAAAUUCUCCCAAAACACUUAUGAUAAAGGCAGUAAGGCAUUCUGGGCAUGGCCAAUACUCAACCAUUUUCAACCGUUUUGAAUUGCCAGCCUUGAUUUUAUGACUGGACACUUGUCAUUGCGCUCUGUCAUUUCUUACAGUGUAACCCUUGGCCACAGACCGGGGAGCCCAUGUCACUGUGGGUUUGGUUAAUGGAAUUUAGUCAGCCCAAGCAAGUUAUUUCAUCUGUACUCCCCGCCAUAGUGAUUCACUGAUUGAUUUCACUAUGCACUUCCAAGGCUCCCCAAAUGUCCCCCAUAGUACUUUUUGUUUACAGGACAGAGGGAGGCACAUGCUUGCACGUGGUGGCAAAUGACUCAACCAAAUAUCUCUUCACAUAACUUGGAAGGGAGAGGGACAUUUCACAGCGAGCUGACAAGUUUACAGAGGUUCAGAAAUGAGUGCCAGUUACUACUGUGGGUAUGUUCUGUGUGUGCGUUGUAUGAGCUUCACCAAACCAACAUUGAUAGAAGCAAACACAAAGUUGUUAUUUCAAUCCAAAGAGAUUAUUUAUUCAUUUUUUUAAUGUCGCAUACUGGAGAGCACUCCUUGAUGACUAGGAAUGGCAGUCACUUCAGCCAUCAUAUACAUUUAAGAACUUACUGAAGGCACUUGAUGAACUAGCACAAUGGUGAGUUAGGAGAAGCUCAUGAAGCCAACUGUAGGCUGCUGGCCACAAUGCCCUUUAGAACCAUCGCGUCCAGCAGGAGUGUUUGGGUGUUGAACGUUUCCAUGCUCAGUGUGGGUUAACCUCUGUGACUCACUGUUAUUGACCAGGUGCCAACUCCUUCCUGUAACUGAACUUCUACUUUAUUUUUCCUUUUAAUGCACCAAUCUAGCAAUUUAUUUUUUAGCACCUCUUAAUUUUUACUACAAACUGAACAAAGAUAUUUGGGUUUUCUUAAGAAGAAUAGGUUAGUCUUCCUGGGGUCACUUUUCAGUAAUCGUUCCCCGCAGUCUCUUUGAUAGAGGUGGCACACCAAUGUGCUGGUUAGAAUUUAUACUUCAAGAAUUCGGGCCCCUGGGUUUGAUUCCUGGCGUAGUCACAGUCCGAGUACAGCGUUCAAGCUCUACCUGUAGGUUUAGGUGGGGCGGCAGCACUAAAUGGGCCCUGCAUAAGUGUGCCCUGUGACAGACUGCCAUACUGCUGGCUGGAUUGGCCCAGGCUCACACAGCGCCUGUAGUGGCAGGUGUGACGGGGGGGAGAGGUCAGAAAAUGAACAGGUGGUCAGUUUUUAAAGAUGUUUAAGUGAAUAAACAGCUUUUACUUAGGACAUAACCUAAAGGUGUGUUACAGGUUCACGAGAUAGAUGGGUGGAAGUAACGUACACUUUGGCAUGCUGUUGCUUGUCAUUAUUAAAGGGAUCUACUUACAUGCAAUCAAAGAAAAUUCUUAAAAUCAAGAAAGUGAAUAAAAUAAAAAUGAAGCCAGUGCUGUGGCCUAAAAGCAAGGACACUGCUACGCUGAUCAUUCCAUUUUCUGUUCCGGCUUAUCACACUCAUGGUGGUAGCAUAACAUUACUCAGCUUUCUCAACCUAAGAUCCUCUGUGUGGUGAGGAGACACAAGGAAACAAAUCAAACACACCUUCAAUCAGACGUUUGAGUUGGCUUCAUAAAUAAUCUUCUCCAUUUUCUAACCUAGUUUGGAGUAAUACAAGCCAGAGCCCAUCUCAGCAGAGUCGGGUACAAGGCAGGGACAAACCCAGGAGAGGGUGCCAGUCCAUCACAAUGCACUCCCUCACUGAAGGUCACCAGUUAACUUGUAUGUCUUUGGAACAGGACAAGAAAACCCUCAGACACUGGAAGAACAUGCAAAGUACGCAUUGGCAGAGCCUGGACUAGAAUCUGACGCCAGGCAGCCUCAGUAAUCACUGUGACACCCUCAUUCAAAGCAGCAACUCUAGUUUAGUAGUGUUGUCAUGGAAUGGGUGGCAUCACGGCUGGGAGGGAAGGUGGGUCCUUACUCAACUGGGAGCCCACAAAGAUUUUAAGGGAUGGAAGUACGUCCCAAGACAGGGGUUAGGUGCUCCUCCUUACAGCCAGGAGCCCUGUAUAAAAUAAUGGAUGGACAGGCAUCCCAUCCAGAUUGCAUGAUGCCCCCUUGCCCUCAAGAAUGGGUGCUGUUCCCUGCCUCAGCUUCUGGGCACGAAUGCUGGAUGGACAAAGGGAGAUGGCCUUCCAAGAAUAAAUGCCCCCCCCAAAUGAUGGAUGGUGUUGUGCCUAUGGUGUGGCUCUGCUUAAGAUACCCAUAAGGGCUGCCAUGUUGGGUUCUUUAGGGGAUGCUGCCAGGAGAGGACCCCACUGUUCUGUUUGACCCUGAAGUGCUUCUUAAAUGCAAUGCUCAGGCACUGGAAAUACUCGCAGGUCCAGCUUAAAACCAGCUGCUCUGCAUCACUCGGGCAGGAUAGGGAGAGGAGAAGGAGUGAUGGUUUGAAAGAAGGAAACAAGAAGAGAACUAGUGAUUGUGAGCAAAUCAGACCUGGAAGUAAAAUAUUUUGUUAAACAUAAAUAAGGACUGUCUUUAGUCCAGCUGUGUCAGAAGUUUGGUGCUCUGCCAGGUCCCCUACAGGUUUUGGUGGCGACAGCAUGGCACAGCUGUAGGAUGGAUGCAGGUGCCCAAUUUUAGGGGCAUUUCACAGGCUGUUUGAACGUCUCUAGGCCAGGAAGAGCAGUGCAGCACAAGCAGCGUUCUCACAUGAUUGACGGGCACAGGUGCCUUUUAAAAUAUUUAUUUCUGUAUACAGUAAUUAAGUUGUGCUCAAGUUGACGUCAUCCUUACCAUCAACAACUCUAAGGAAGUAAUUUACUAAACAAGGGAGAAAAUUAUUUUUUAUCCAAAUAAGUAGCUAAGAAAAUCUAAAAAGUUAUGCAGGUGUAAUUUAAAGUGGAGAUUCUUCAACACCUCAGGCAAGACUAACAUGAAAUAAUCUGUCCACUCGUUUACUGAUGUUACCUUAAGAAACAUUUUACCUAAAUGUCCAAAUACCAGCCAUUACAUUAAUCAAAUUAUUCUUCAUAAACCUAAUACACUUCUUUCUUGCCCUUAAGGUGGCGCUUUCUGUUUUCUCCACAGUAGCUGCACCCGAAUUAUUUACACAAACGCUUAAAAAGUGCAAAUGUCCACAAGAGCAGGAUGCAGCCAGUGUGUUCUCCUGAAAUGUCUUUAUGUUUUAAGCGCUUAUCCUUGGUUUGACGUUUCCAUGUGAGCCCUGCUUUACUGUGCUGGACUGGCGCAACUGUCACCCCAAGACGUAGUUUUAAUGCAGGGGUUUCCAACUGUGGCUGUAGGUUCUCAUUGUAACGCUCCUCUGAGCUGAUUCAGUUCUUUCCCCUUCAUUUUAAUUGUUUGUUUUUUUAAAUAAUCAGUCCUCUGACUUGCUGCUUUUUUCCUCAAAUGGCACCUAAACAGAACUGAGAUGUGAAGUGAGCCAACUGAUGACCAGCGAGGUCGGCGUCUCUGACUCAAACCAAUUUUUCUCCAGCCAGAUUCUUAAGUAGACAUUGAUUUGGGUUGUUAAUUAAACCUGUUAUUUAAUCUCAUGCCUUGAAGGGGCUCUCAUUCUGAAACGGCAGACAUUUCCAAAACUGUGGAUUUUCUUUUUACCAAGAAUAACAUCAGAAUAUUUUGUGGAUUGACGUUACUGAGAUGUUCACAUUUCUUUAUUUUGAGAUAUUGCAUGAUGGACACUGGCUAGCUGGUCAGGUGGUGUUGGCUUCUUUUAUGUAGUUAUUGAUUGGUGACUAAUUAAGGAGGGCGUCUUGAGUCCUAAAUAACACACAAACAAACAUAAGAGUGCUUGCUACAUAUCAUGAGCUCAAAUACUGCAGACCCUAGCUGAUUGCUUUUGACCCUUUUUGAAUGGUUUGGCUGCUGCACAGCUCCAGUAGCACGUGCCUGUUAAUAGCGGGCUAUUCAAAAAAGUCUCUUCAGAGCUUGAACUCAAAAGUGACAUACUGGGACAUCAAUUCUGUGUCACAUUAAGGAAAAAUCAAUAUUCUGAUUGAGGCAAA
Polypterus senegalus (gray bichir) is the source of this 8079-nucleotide messenger RNA. RefSeq names its product synemin, intermediate filament protein (gene synm). Lineage: Eukaryota; Metazoa; Chordata; Cladistia; Polypteriformes; Polypteridae. Gene Ontology annotation, biological process: fast-twitch skeletal muscle fiber contraction; intermediate filament cytoskeleton organization. Gene Ontology annotation, molecular function: structural constituent of cytoskeleton; structural constituent of muscle; vinculin binding. The coding region runs from base 115 to 3597 and encodes 1160 amino acids. The transcript is spliced from 4 exons. The record is from RefSeq and is a predicted model, not a curated record. Gene Ontology annotation, cellular component: sarcolemma; costamere; intermediate filament.